Ylistrum balloti is the source of this 744-nucleotide messenger RNA. RefSeq lists its product as uncharacterized. NCBI's taxonomy places the organism in Eukaryota, Metazoa, Mollusca, Bivalvia, Pectinida, Pectinidae. The record is from RefSeq and is a predicted model, not a curated record. The coding region runs from base 1 to 744 and encodes 247 amino acids. The transcript is spliced from 3 exons.
AUGAAGUCACUUAUUUUAGCCUUGUUGUUCCUACUCUGCGGCUUGGCCUGCCAUAUUGAAGGUCGUGGGUACUUAAGCAAAAGGCCGCGACCUCAAACAGAACUGCCAUCAGAGCAAACACCUAUAAGUACCAAAAACGUCAAAUCCGGAAAAUCAGUCAUAGACCCUGCCAUUCGUAAGAAAUCCGUGGGAUGCCCGCGACGUCGAUGUGCCUCUAGAGAUAUCCCGGUCUCCUGUAGACAGGAAACUUUUUUUAGAUCCGAGGAUGGUAGGCGAUGUAAAGGAUGUGAUCGUAAUAUUUGUCAGGAAAAAAGCCUUGAUACGGGAAAUCCUUUGUUCACCCGUAAGUUAGCUUCAGAAAGUGAUCCGAUCCGAGAUACCGUUUCCAGGGAUAGACAGAAUGACGGGACACUACCCUCUAGAAAUCGUAACAGUAACAGCGCAAAAAACAAUUUACGAUCUCAAAACGAGUUCCGCAACAUUGACCUUUUUGAUACUAUUUUCCAAAACAGAAGAAAUUCACAAUCGUUAAUUGAGAGAGGAUUUCCAGAGAUGUUUCCUUCGGAAUCAGAUUCCAUGAUGUCACGACUUUUUGGACAAGAUUCAACUGGACAAAAUAUCAUGAAUAAUCGGGAUGUUGGAACACGAGGAGCAAACAGAAGACGACAGUCACCUGGUUUACAAAAUCGUCGCAACCGUGUUCCUGUGACAAAUAACAGCUGGGCAUCUCCAGGUUUCCAAUGA